UCUGCAACACAUAUCGCAAAAUCGUGGAAAUUCCAAGAUCGAAAAGAUGAAGCUUGUAACCCAGUUCUUGUUUUGCUGUUUCUUCAUUGUUCUCGUUUUGCAUUCAUCCCGGCCUGCAACAUCUCAAGAAGUUGAUGAUGAACGAGAAUUUGACUACAGUGAGAAAAGUGGAAAGGGACCGUCUCAAUGGGGAGAGAUUCACCCUGAAUGGAGCCUGUGCAGAGAUGGAUCAAUGCAAUCUCCUAUUGAUUUGCUGAACGAAAGGGUGGAAAUAGUUUCCCAUUUAGGGAGACUUAAUCGGAAUUACCGUCCCUCUAAUGCCACUCUAAAAAAUCGAGGCCAUGACAUGAAGCUGGAAUGGGUAGGCGGCGCAGGAUAUAUUGAAAUAAAUGGUACCCAAUAUGUACUCCGGCAAAGCCAUUGGCACUCACCCUCUGAACACACUAUCAAUGGCCGGACGUUUGAUCUAGAGGUGCACAUGGUCCAUGAGAGUUCCGAUGGAAAAGUUGCAGUGGUUGGAAUUAUGUAUACGAUUGGACGCCCUGAUUCUUUCUUGUCAUUGAUGAGGCAUCACUUGUCAGCCGUUGCCAGUAGCAGAGAAGACGUGACAGCGGUCGGAAUCGUCGACCCAAAGAACAUAAAGAUAGGCAGUAGAAAGUAUUACAGAUAUAUUGGGUCCCUUACAAUUCCCCCUUGUACUCAAAAUGUUGUAUGGACCAUCGUGAGAAAGGUGAGGACUGUUACACGAGAACAAGUUAGGUUGCUCCGCGUGGCCGUUCAUGAUGAUUCAGAAACAAAUGCAAGACCACUACAACCAAUAAAUAGGCGCUCAGUGCGUCUUUAUAGACCAAGUGAAUUUGAAGAUUAAAUUCUUAUCUUUUACAGCUCGAAUGCAACCAUCAACCUAUGAAAUGGCGUGUUGGUUUCCUUUGUUAUACAUUGUUUAUGGUGUUGAUGGAACAUAGGAUAGAAUUGAGGCUUAGAACUAAAUUGAGGAUUAGAACUUGGGACGGAUUACAAUAUACAUAAUGUAUUAAAUUUAUUUCCUUUGUUAUACAUUGUUUAUUCUUUGAGAGCA
Messenger RNA from Juglans microcarpa x Juglans regia, 1078 nucleotides. RefSeq names its product alpha carbonic anhydrase 7-like. Lineage: Eukaryota; Viridiplantae; Streptophyta; Magnoliopsida; Fagales; Juglandaceae. The transcript is spliced from 7 exons. Gene Ontology annotation, molecular function: zinc ion binding; carbonate dehydratase activity. The coding region runs from base 47 to 868 and encodes 273 amino acids. The record is from RefSeq and is a predicted model, not a curated record.